GUCCUCAACCAGAACUUUCAAAGUGGCAUGAUCUCAAACAGUACUUCUCAGGCAGCUACAGCACAAACUAGUAUACCAUUCAAUUCCUUUAUAACCCCCAAUUUCACCAUUAACAAUGGUCUCAUGCUUCAGAGAAGCGGCGGUUUCAAAUUGACCAUGGGGGAGGACGGUCGUUUGGUACUACAACAUGACCCUACUUUGAAUCAAGAUAUCCAGUCCCAAAUAAUACUACAAAGUUUACUUGGUGGAUUAGUUCUGCAACCUUCAAUGGAUCAGCAAACGGUGCAACAAACAGUACAAACUAUCCAGCAACAAUCGGUACAGACUAUUCAACAGCAGACAGUGCAGAGUCAAACUAUUCAGACAGUUCAACAACAGACUGUGCAACCACAAACAGUCCAACAUACCAUCCAGUCACUACAACCACAGAUACAGCAGCAGACUGUACAGCAAACAAUUCAGCAUCAGACUGUUAAUGCUUUACAACAGCCAAUGCAAAUAGUACAACCUCAACCUAUUCAUAGCAUCCAUUCUCAAGUGCAACCGAUGCAUUCAAUUUCACAGUCACAAGUUCACAGCUUACAGUCCCAGAUACAAGGACAAAUACAAAGUUUGCUACAACAACAGAAUCAUGCUGUACAAACACAAACUGUGCAACAUUCUCACCUACAACCACAUAAUGUGCAUUCACAGUCUCUGCAGAGUGUUCAAAAUUUACAGAAUGUUCAGAGUAUUCAGCAAAAUGUCCAAGGAAUUCAGCAGAAUGUUCAAGGUAUGCAGCAGAAUGUACAGAGUGUCCAACAAAACGUGCAAAGUGUACAACAGAAUUUGCAAAGUGUACAGCAGAAUGUCCAAAGCUUACAACAAAAUGUGCAAAGUGUGCAACAAAAUGUACAAAAUCUGCAACAAAACAUGCAGAGUGUUCAACAAAAUGUUCAGAGUGGACAGCAACAGCCAAUUCAGUCCCCUCUACAUUCAGCUCAGCAUUUUAACACCAAUCAGUCGCAUACUCAGAAUCAACCUGUGUUAAAGGUUCAACCGUUUAUGAAAUCUCAACCACCUGUUCAAUCAGUGCAACCAAUUCAACAUCAUAAUAUAAGUCACCAGCACCAACAGUCACAGCAGCACCAGCAGCAACAUCAACAAUCAUCUAAUACUAAUGAAAAUCAGCAGACUCAAAACAACCCUCCCCCUACUUCUUAUGUUGUUAAUUUGACCCCAGAUCAGUUGGAACAAUUGAAACGAAAUGGACAGUUGACAGUUAAUGGACAAACAAUUUUCAUGCAACGCCCUAACAAAGAACAGAUUGAAAAAAAAUUGUCACCAAAAUGUAAGCCUGUGAAAAAAGUAAAUAAAAUCCAAAGUAUAAAAAGCAUUUUACAAGAUAAUGUGAAUGAUUCAGUCAAAACUAGCAAUAACACUGAACAUAUUAAAGAAAGUGUUGGUAAAUCUUUAGUUAGUGCCUUAAAUGCACCCCCAAAGCACAUACUACCUCAAAACCAUGUUCAACCCCAGCCUGUUGCACAAAAUAAGCCCUCACAUCCCCAAGCCAUGGUGCAGCCUCAAGCAAUGGUUCAACCUCAAGCAAUGGUACAACCAUCGGUGCAGAUUCAGCCUAAAGUCUUACCAGAACGUUCCAAACAAUUGCCAGUUUCUCCUCAAAUACCUAAGCAGCAGAAAGUUGCUCCCACAGUUAUAUCUCAGGACUCUAAUGGAAGCAAUACCAAUCCGGAAGUUGAUAAGCUUUUGGGUCAGAUUCUGGAAGAUACGAGCAGUGCUAGUCCUAGUGGUGGUAGAGUUACACCUAGUACUCCACAGCCUCAGCAAAGGAUAACUACCAUACAAUUGACCCCACAAAAACAGCAACUCCUUAAGAACAUUCAGAUCCAGAUCCAGACGUUAUCUGCCAGGAUCACACCGGGUGAUUCUGAAGUUCAAAACACUCUGAAGUUAUUGUUUGCAGAACAACAAAAGAUCUUAGCUUCUGGUAAACUUUUGCCACCAGAUAAAGUGUACUACCACAAUAAUCAACUCACCAUUGUGAAUCCGUCCACUUUGAACUUAUCACCUCCAGUCCAAGUGAAGAACGAGCCCUUGCAGAGUCCCAGUGCCGUAGCUGUUUUGAGCAAUAGUCAAAGUGUGGUGAGGACUACCAGUAUCGAAACUCAGUCUACUAAUACUAGUCAGCCUGUAACGACUCAAGCUCACACAGUACCGAGAAUAUCAGUGUCAGUACCUCCCAGUGAAACUAUUGCAACUCAAACAAUACAUCACCAUCCGCAGCCAUUACUCCAUUCUCAUUCCCACACUCAUCAUCAUAACAAUCACCAUCAUAGUCACCUUAAUCAUCAUCAAUCCACACAGCAGUCACCUUCCAGUCAUCAAAUAACAAACCUUCCUAUCCCCUCUCUUCCCAGCAUUGCCACACAUCCAUCUAUAACUCCUCAUCUUCCAAUAACCACUCAUUCGUCUUCAGUUGCUCAUCAUCCUAUCAAUACCCAUUCAAUAUCCACGCAACAAAUUCAACAUCACAAUAGUCUACCAACUAGCCAUCAUCAGAGUCACCUGCAGGUCAGCCACCCCAAUCAUGUGAUUAACCAAAGAUGUUCUCAACCAGUGAGCCAAUCCAAUAUUCAACUUCAACAGCAUUUGCAGCAUCAACAUCAGCAACAGCAGCAUCAACAACAACAGUUGGCAAAAAAAGCACAUUUAAUUGAGACUCAGUUGAAUUUGGACCAAAAUGGAGCAGUGAAACCUGAUAUCCACACACCAUUCAGAGACAAGAAAGAUGCAUGCAUUAGAUUGAUACGAUAUCACUGUUUGGACCAACCAGUUCUAUCGGAGAAAGAUUUGGAUAAAGCUGAUGAAAUUUUUGAAUUAACUGCCCAACACUUUAUUGGAAAAUUUGCUAAAAUGAAGGAUAAAUACAAAUAUUUGUUGAUGAAAGAAAGUAUGCAUUCAUAA
Leptinotarsa decemlineata (Colorado potato beetle) is the source of this 2964-nucleotide messenger RNA. RefSeq lists its product as uncharacterized. NCBI's taxonomy places the organism in Eukaryota, Metazoa, Arthropoda, Insecta, Coleoptera, Chrysomelidae. The record is from RefSeq and is a predicted model, not a curated record. Gene Ontology annotation, biological process: positive regulation of DNA-templated transcription. Gene Ontology annotation, cellular component: SWI/SNF complex.